GUAGUAAAGCUUUGAGUCAUUCGUGUGCUACAUGUCACUUCUGCCGUACUACUUGUUGCGGGAACCAACCGACUAACUUGAGGUCAAGGAAGAAUAACUGCUUAAGUUGUUGGGUACAGCUGUAAUUGACACAAGGAUGUAGGGUGCACAUACCUAUUCAUAUAUUCAACAAAAUGUUUAUCAGACUUACGUAUUGAAACUCGCUCCAACUGUUCUUGUGACCCGGUGGCUUCGACUAAUGAGGUCCUCAAUGGUGAUGCUGUCAAGCUUCUUGCUUACCGCCUUCGUUUGUUGGAGUGCUUACAGCAGAAAAAAACAGUUUUAUCCCACUCUUGUCUUUUUGACCAAUAACCAGCCGUGUGUCGUCAUUCUUCUGUUUCAGUGUGCCGUUCUCCUUUUCAUGUUCGCUAAGUUGACCACUCGCUUGUUUUUUGGUCGCUUGCAGCAAGCUGAAGUAGAUAAUCUCGUUUCGCAGUCUUGGUAUGCUUUUUUCGACAUGUGCCUGGUUUUCGCUUUCUUCCAAGAUGAACUGGGGACGGAAUUUCUGUUCCUUUUCUCUAUUUUACUAUUUGUCCGAGCUUUUCACUGGCUUAUUGAAGAACGCGUUGGCUAUAUGGAACGCACACCAGUUUUAAACGCGUUGUUUCACGUGAGGAUUUUGACUCUGAUUUUUAUUCUCGGAAUCGUGGAUGCCUUUUACAUACGAUCCACUUACUGGAAGCCGGCUUCUCAUGGAAUUACUGUCCACAUUGCUUUGGGAAUCGAGUUUUUUAUCCUGUUGCUGACGCUGUUCUCCAUCACUGUGCGCUACAUCAUGCACUCUAUCGACUCCUUCCGUGAGCAUCCAUGGGAUAAAAAAACACUGUACCUGCUGUAUGUGGACAUUGUUGUCGGUAUUGUGCGACUGGCGCUCUACACAGAAUUCACUAUCAUUAUGUGGAGGCUCCAUCCUUUCCCGUUAUUUAUUGCUCGACCCAUCUACCUUAGUAUCCGAUCUCUGAAGAAGGCCAUUCGAGACGUCAUGAUGUCACGGCGCGCUAUUCGAUACAUGAAUACCGUGUUCCGAGAUGCUACCGCUGCCGACUUGGCCUCUUCUUCCGAUACAGUGUGCAUCAUUUGUCGCGAAGAGAUGCAAGUUUCAAACUCGGAUCUGCAAGCAGAUAGAAAUACCGCACUGAAGCGUCUACCAUGCGCCCACAUUUUCCAUGUUGGUUGUUUGCGAUCGUGGUUUCAACGCCAGCAAACUUGUCCCACCUGCCGCAUGGAUAUCAUCAGGCAGGCGAGACAACAGGAAUUACAAGGUCAACAACUAAAUCCAGUUCGCGGACAAAGCGCUCCCGGUACAUCAGCUGGUACGCCGUCCACAUCCACUACGUCUACCACCAGCAGUACCAUGGCAACCUCUCCAAACACCUUAACCUCGGAUGUACAUGGGAGACCACCAUGGAUGCCUCCGGGUGGUCAGUACCCCUUCUUCUCUCCUUGGGGUACCGGGUUUCCUGGUUCCAUCCCCUCUUCUCAGUCGUCGGAAUCCCAAUCUUCCUCUGUCCCUGUGGUCCCUCCUCUAAUUCCACCAAUGCCUUUCCCUCCCUUCGUCGGAAUGCCCGUCAUCUACCCAGGUAAUCUGUUCCACGCUGCUACCUCACCAAUGCCCGAGCCUCCGGGCUGCACCCCUGACUCUAUCACCGAAGCUCGUUUACGUGCUAGUGCGGAAGCUCGCCUCACGGCAUUGCGCCAAAUCAACAUUUUGUUAAACGCUUCUGUGUUACAAAUGAACGCCUAUUUGAACGCCGUCACUCUACCUACAGACAUAGUGCUUGCACAACCCCCUGUGCCAGAACCCACUCCAACUAACGAUGUUCCAUCGGACUCAGAAACAAAGGCAAGCCUCGGUCAUGAGUUGGACACCACGCUGAACUCUACGGCUGAAAAUGAAAGUGUUGGGCAUACACCCGAAACCGAAGGAGAUGCCCAACUAACGGAACUCCGCAAGCGGCGUCUGGAGCAUUUUCGAGCAGAACCUACCAGUAACUCAUCAUCCGAUGCCAAGAACUGAACCGUGACUGCAUUCUCUAUUUGUGGUGGGCGCGUUUAUUUACUUUACCCUGGUCUUUCGCCGUCGCACGAACGAUUUCCACGCCAACCCCACUCACAUCUGUUCUCUUGGUCCGAAUCCCCAACUGACCACGGAAACUGGAAUGUUAAUUCCAACUCACCAUGAAGGCCAUCUGCCGGGUGCUUCAUUCAUGUGUUGACGGUUUCCCGUGUUUUUUCGUCUUAUUACAUGCUGUCCUAAAUGUUUGUUCUAUCCUGCUUAAUUUCGAUGACCUUACGUCCAUCCACAUGACUCCGUUACUCUCCAAGUAGUUGUUUCGUUGUGGAGUGAUGGAAAGAUUCAAUUUGCGCUCCACGGUUAGUCUUCCUAUUUUUUUCCACUUUGAAGGUUCUGCAGCCGAGCGCGAAUGAAUAGCCUUUUUCGAU
Molecule: messenger RNA, 2481 nt
Organism: Dicrocoelium dendriticum
Lineage: Eukaryota; Metazoa; Platyhelminthes; Trematoda; Plagiorchiida; Dicrocoeliidae
Source: the annotation of a GenBank genome assembly